CAGAAGAGGGGGAAGCUUUAUUAUUUAAAAUGGUCUCUAGUACAAGCACAGAUUGCUUGAAGACUUAUUUUGAACAACAAGACGAUACAGAAGCAGCUUCUAUGGUUGCAGCUGUAAUAGCAAUGCUUCCUUCUCACCCUCAAGAACCUAUUGAUGUCGCAGCAUUGGAAACAACAUUGCUUAUAAAAGAGUCUGAAAUUGCUGCUUUAAAUGAGGUGAUUUUCAAAUGGAGAAAUAGGGCCAUAGAACUUGAAAUGUAUUAUCAAGAUCAAUUAGACAAUUUACAACGACAGUGUCGAAGCGAAUUGAAAUCAAUGGAGUCUAGAUGUCAUUUAAAAUUACAAGAAAAAGAUGAUAUUAUUUCCAAUCUAAAGGAUCAAGUAGACCAUCUUGUUUCUAUUCAAUGCAACAAUCGCUGUUCAAGUCAAGAACCAAGCUUUAUAGAAGAAGAAGAAGAAGAAGAAGAAGAAGAUAAUGCAAGCAGUGUUUAUGACAGAGAAGCAGAGCAACAAUGGAUAGAGAGCCCAAAGUCAGAAAAUAUUUUAAACAGUAUUCAAGAUACAAUGCGUGCCAUUGAACAAGAAUUAAAUUUUCAUGCCUUACGAGCUGCGGACAAUAAUGAGCAAGAGCCUCACCAUUCCAGUCUUAUUGGUUGCUAUUCUUCAAACACUCUUGUACAUCCUGAAACCAAGCAUAAGAGCAAGAAGCCAUUUAUGCAUCGUAUUAUGAAAAAGGCCUUUCCAAAACUUUGUCAGCAAAAGAGAAAACUAUAUAAAUCUCAAGAUGUAUCAGCUAGAGAAAAUACAGAUGAAGCAUUAGCUAUGUGUUCAGCAGAUCAACCAUAUCAAAAGUCUAUUCCCAUGUUAAGCAUGAUGUCAUCUUUGCAAGAUAAUGCCAUGAUUGCUACUUGAUAUCUAACUAUUAUAUAUAUAUUCACUUAUGUCUUAUUUAUCAAUAUAUUUAUGAUUUUUACAUUUUAUGCCUUAUAAACAUUCAAAUGACAAAAAA
Gilbertella persicaria is the source of this 1008-nucleotide messenger RNA. RefSeq lists its product as uncharacterized. Bases 30 to 911 code for a protein of 293 amino acids. NCBI's taxonomy places the organism in Eukaryota, Fungi, Mucoromycota, Mucoromycetes, Mucorales, Choanephoraceae. The transcript has 3 exons. The record is from RefSeq and is a predicted model, not a curated record.